AUGGCCGCAGCACAGACCUCAAGAGUUCCGCCGAGCACGCGAUGGGCGUCUUUCGACGGUUGGGACUACAACGGCAUGAAGGAGCGUUUGCAGGGACUGCUCGCAAAGAUCGACAAGUCUGUACUUGUGCGCCACGCCGAGCUCAUCAAGGGCCAGGAAGUUACCAUGAGCCAGCCCUUCUCGGCGGGCCAGUACUGGAUCCGUUUCGAGAUGAUUGCCGAGGACGGCAGUCUGGUCAUUGCCCGAGUUCGCUUGCCUCGGCAUCCUGACACCCCGCCCACGGUCAGUGAGGGAGAUGAACUAUACGCCAUUGCCUGCGAGGUCGCAACGAUGAAAUUUGUGAGGCAAAACCUCCCCGCCGUUACUAUUCCUCGUGUAUACGCCUAUGAGGGCCCAGGGUCGCAGCUUGCUGCCGAUGCCGGUGCCAUACACAUGCUUUUGGAAGGCUUCUAUGGGAAUACCUUGCAAGAUGUUGAGUUCGAUAUGUGCAACCUAUCGGUAGGUUGCAGCUCAAGAACAUAUUAUGACCCAAUGGACAAAUGGACAAAGGUACAAGCAGAACUGGCGACCUUGGCGUAUCCUUGGAUCGGUUCCAUCUCUUCCGUAUCAAAAACGGGAGAGCCUAUUAUUGACAGGUUGGCCACCGCCUCGGCCGAAGGGCUUAGGGACGAGGGGCCUUUCUCUAGUCCGGCUGAGUAUUUCACUGCCGUUGGAGACGCCGCAAUCAGCAAGCUGGAUCUGUCCGAUGCGGAUUUAAAAGGCAGUUCAAUGUCCUUUACCAGGCUGGCUGCCUUUGUCUUUCGCGACAUCGUACAUAACACUGCAUUAUUCGAGGACAGUGACACUGAUGGGCGAUUUCCCCUCAAUCAUAUGGAUCUUGGCACACGGAACAUCCUUGUUGACAAGAACUUUAACUUCCUGGCUAUCAUCGACUGGGAGUUCGCCCAAACCGCCCCCUGGCAGGUCAACCACUACCCCAUGCCCUUUCCGUUGCUGGGGUCAGAGGCGGAGAUUGAAGGCAUCCUUCAGGAUCCCAAUCACCUUGCGCACAGAAACGUGUCGCGGCAGGAGUCUGCUCGAAGAAUGUACACCCGGAAGUUCCGAGACGCCGAGAUGGAACUUCGGCAGAAGGGACGGUCCCUCGGAGGGUCAUUCGCCAAAGUGUUGGACAGCCCGGCAUCAAGAAUAUAUGCUUGUUUCACCAAGCUCGGCGGCUUGCCGGAGGCGGAUGCGGGCCUCGUCUACGAGAUGGUGCGGCUUGCCUUUGGGUUGGAUGCCAAGGAGACGGAACGGUAUCUUCAUAAGAUAGAGGGUAAGGCGAGAAGAUCAGAGGGCUGUCGAGGGCAAGGCAAGUAA
Messenger RNA from Ilyonectria robusta, 1356 nucleotides. RefSeq lists its product as uncharacterized. The coding region runs from base 1 to 1356 and encodes 451 amino acids. The transcript is spliced from 2 exons. Lineage: Eukaryota; Fungi; Ascomycota; Sordariomycetes; Hypocreales; Nectriaceae. The record is from RefSeq and is a predicted model, not a curated record.